CUGCUACAGUGAGGUGAGAAGCCACCCAUGCACUCAAGCGUGGGAAUCUGGAGAGGUCUCAGGCACUUAUACCCCCAGCAGAGGAAACUCACAGAGCUGCAGGCUGAGGCAGAGAGCCAUCUCCUCUGGGAAAUAGUGGAUUUCCUUUGGCUCCAAAAUGCUGACAAGAGUGGAGUCCUUCUGGUGGAUUGACAAGCCUGGAGAAGAUACCACCUCGUUUGUUUAAAAGUUCAAGUCUGAGUUCCUGCCUCUCAGCUAUAUCAAAACUUCUUUAAAAAUAAAGGAAGUAUAGGGAAGAGGUUACUCCCCAGCAUUCUCAGGUAUCCAAAGCAUACCUAAGAAGCUGGCAGUCCGUUGCUUAUUGUGUUGCCGCCAUGCAGUCUAAGCACUUUGGGAGCCAGAACCCAAGUUGUAAGAUUACGAUCGUCCACCCAACCAUGGAAGAAUUUGAAGAUUUCAGCAAAUAUAUUGUUUACAUGGAGUCGCAAAAUGCACACCGAGCUGGCGUAGCCAAGGUAAUUCCACCGAAAGGAUGGAAAGCCAGACAGACGUACGAUGGUAUCGAUGACAUCUUAAUAGCCGCUCCCCUCCAGCAGGUGACCACUGGGCAGGCAGGUGUGUUUACUCAGCACCACAAAAAGAAGAAAGCCAUGACCGUGAGCGAGUAUCACUGCUUAAGACUGAAUGACAAGACUCCAUUCUACUCUGAUUUUGAGGAUCUGGAGCGAAAAUAUUGGAAAACACGCCCCUAUGAUUCACCAGUAUAUGGUGCAGACGUCAGUGGCUCCUUAUUCGAUGAAAACUCGAAGCAGUGGAACCUUGGACACCUGGGAACCUUUCAGGACCUGCUGGAACAGGAGUGCGGAGUGGUCAUCGAAGGCGUCAACACCCCCUACCUGUACUUCGGCAUGUGGAAGACCGCCUUCGCCUGGCACACAGAGGACAUGGACCUUUACAGCAUCAACUGCCUGCACUUCGGGGAGCCCAAGACUUGGUACGCGGUGCCCCCGGAGUACGGCCGGCGUCUGGAACACCUGGCCAGGGAGCUUUUCCCGGGCAGCUCGCGGGGCUGUGAGGCCUUCCUGCGGCACAAGGUGGCUCUCAUCUCGCCCACGGUCCUCAAGGACAACGGCAUCCCCUUCAGUCGGGUCACUCAGGAGGCUGGAAAGUUCAUGGUGACAUUUCCCUAUGGCUACCACUCUGGCUUCAACUGCGCGGAAGCCAUCAAUUUUGCCACCCAGUGCUGGAUUGUUUAUGGCAAAGUGGCCUGGGAAUAGGGCUCUGCAUGACCUUUGGAAAGAUCUUCGUCAGAAUAAGGGAGAUUUCAGGUGAGCACCCUUAGGAUAUUAAAAAUGGGUGGUUGGGUGGGGACUCUAAAAGGGACCUAUAAUUACCAGCUGCGAAGGGAGUUGGAUGUUAGAAUAGUAACAUUAAGACCAGAGCCCUGUAAGGUACUGAAAUUGUGUGUGUGGGUGCGUGU
Messenger RNA from Delphinapterus leucas (beluga whale), 1480 nucleotides. The record is from RefSeq and is a predicted model, not a curated record. NCBI's taxonomy places the organism in Eukaryota, Metazoa, Chordata, Mammalia, Artiodactyla, Monodontidae.